AUCCAUCAAAGAACUUCCGGCGGAAUCCUGUAAUGAGAUUGUAGUGAGCGAAGGGGAACAGAUGGCUGACGGGAAAUACUGGAUUUACUCUGAAGAGAAUAGCGAGGUCAUCAAGGCUUAUUGUGAAGAGAGCUGGCAAAAGAUAAAUGGUGAAGAACCUGUCUGCUUUGGAGCCAAAGACAAUCAGUAUGGUUCCUUCAACAUGACAAAGAGUGGACGAGUUAAGACAAUGAAGCUUAUUCACAAGUCAGGGUCGGUGCGCUGCAACAAUGUUACUAUUUCAUCCUACUGGGGUUGCACCUGGACAUCAUAUAAAGACAAUCUGAUGACAAUCAUCACAGAUGCCAAUAAGAAGGCCAUUCUGCCACCUGCCGAGGACUUGAAAGCUUUUAAAACUCCCGGUCAUUUUGAUAACAAAGAACACUUUUACAGUCUUCCUAAAUAUCACCAUAAUUCAAUUGAGCUGGUUUUUCGCAACCUCGUCAAUCCUUUGUCUGUCUCGAGCAACAAAGAGAUGCAGAUAUGGUACGGACAGGAUUGGAUAGACCGCGGAGAGGAAGACAACAGCGGUAAAACUUGUGUUGAUGUGUAUGCAUGGUAUGAGUGAGUCUGCCCUCUGGAGACCUUGCCUUCGAUAAUUUUAUAACGUAGAAUAAAAACAUUAGAUUACAAAUGAAAGCCAUUUAUGUACAAGAUCCUGGGUAACAUUUUUAGGAAGACGAACCUGUUCCAAUGUUUAAGGACUGCUGUGUCUUCGUUUCUAUACUCGACGGAGGGAAAGACGGCAGGGAUCAGAAUGGUUUUCACUGAUAUAUCGCUCAAGAUCACGGAGGAAAGCGUGAUAAUUUUCAGUCAAUUAGUUUUGCUCAGCACGGUACACCGUACUAGGUAGCAUGGUACACUCCCAUUGCAUUCAUAGUCGAGUGCCAUUUUAACUGUAUGAGAAGAUUUAAUUUCAAUAAAUUC
Pocillopora verrucosa is the source of this 966-nucleotide messenger RNA. The record is from RefSeq and is a predicted model, not a curated record. Lineage: Eukaryota; Metazoa; Cnidaria; Anthozoa; Scleractinia; Pocilloporidae.